UGCUGCUGCUUCUGCUUCUGAUCGUCAGCUUGCUCCACCAAGUAAUCUUCGAACUUCAUUUUCUAAAUGGGAUUGAACGAAUAGAGAAGACAAGUGGGGUUAGGCUUUGUAAUGAUAUAGUAGUAGUAGAGAGGGGAAGGUUUGGUUUGGAGGAUGAUCGUGGAUGCCAUUAAAGGUAGGUGAUGGUGGAACAGAAGAGUUGACAAAUGAAGAAGAAAGAAACAGAAUGGAUGAAAGAGCGCGGGGGGAGAAAGUGAAGGGGAAGGAAAGGGCAGUUUCCGUGGCGUGGCGGUGGAUGGCCGGUUGGUGGCGGAUUGGUGAGAGAAGGUGACACGACGUGAAGCCCAUGAACUGUACCAAAUGUGCAGAACUUUCUCUGAAACGAAAUAAAUAAAUUUGGGGUUGCCAGCA
This is a messenger RNA of Linum tenue, 411 nucleotides long. The record is from the annotation of a GenBank genome assembly. Lineage: Eukaryota; Viridiplantae; Streptophyta; Magnoliopsida; Malpighiales; Linaceae.